AUGAAAACUAUGCGCGUUUGUUACAAUCAAGCGAAGCGAAAUAGGAUUCAAAUUCUUCUUCUGAUGAUCUUCGUACUCGCUUUUACUGUUUGUAUAUAUCUGGGCAUACAAUCAAGAACAACUAUCGUCUACAUGGAAGAUAGAGAGUUCUUUACUAAAGGGUUUUCAAAUGAUGUAUUUCAGGAUGUUAAGGAAGUCAAGAGUUAUGAGGCAAGUUCGGACGGUAAGGUUCAAGCUUCAAAAUCAUCGAUUACUCGGCGGAUUUCGCCGAAUGAUCUUAGAGACAAAGUCACCUUACCUCACCGAAAAAAGCUUGAAAACGAAAUAAAAGAUGUUACUCGUUCGCUGCCCGGAUCUUUAAACCACCAUAUAUGGGAGCAUGUGUGUGGCUAUCGCGUUGAGAGUUUACGUGAGUUCAUAUUAUUUCCACUGGCUCCUUCAAAACGUAGGACUUUAUCAAUGUCAUUCGCUCAACGCAGUGAUGAACACAACAAUUUUGGUGAGCGAAUGUUUGGAUUUAUCUCACCUAACUUGACGGGCAAGUAUCAGUUUGCUAUUUCGUCGAGUGGAAAUUCCGAGCUAUGGCUGAGCUCCGACGAGGCAUCGGAGAAUCUUCGGAAAAUUGCUUUUGUCAGUUCGGGCAAUAAUCUGGGUAGAAGCCAACCGGGAAACUUUUCAAAUACUCCGUCUCAAAUUUCAAGUGCAUGUUUCUUAACGAAAAACAAUAGAUACUUUAUUAGCAUACUACAUAAACACAAUGCGGGUAGAGCUCAUUUGCGCGUUGCUUGGCGUUUAUUCGGCGGAAAAGUAAAAUUUAAUGUAAUAUCAAGCUUAUUUCUUUGGGCUGUAGUUAAUGACAGUCACGUGACUGAUAAUACUGUGCAGAUAAGCGAUUACCAAGAACAGUUGCAACGAUCACAUGACAUGCACCCACCGUUUGUUGAUUCUGAGGAGAUUAAGGACGUGUUGACCAGCUGCCAUUAUGAACCAAGUUAUUUAGUGAAACACAAGCUGAUUCGAUUUCAGGUUAGUGAUAUGACAGGCUCUGGAAGGGUCUGAUUACUGGGAUCCGGGGUUUGACCAAAAUUCAGUGCUUGAUUCGGGAAAGCCUUGGCGGGAUAAGGGAUUUGAUCACAACCCGGGAAGCGGGAUUUGCGAAAAUUCGGGCAUCGAUGUGUCUGGGGAAGAAAAUGAUUUUUGUGAAGGAAGACGUUCAGGAUGCGGGAUUCUCGUGAACCAUCUAUGAUGGUUAUAUCAACGACAGUAGGGAAUGUAAAGGUGAUAAUGAUAAUGAUAGUUAUUUAUAUAUGAUGAUGAGAGAUGACUAUGGUCGAUUAUAAUAGCGAUUUUGAUUUGAUUAAUGAUGGCGAUUGUGAGCCUUAUGAGAAACUGGUGCAAAAAAAAUUGUUUCUUGAGAGGACAAAUUUUCCGCUAAGCCUGAGUCACCGUGAUGGUUGAACAAAACAACAAUUUAGUCGAACUUAAUCAUAGACUCAAUUACACGUCUAAAACCUAAAAUUGUGCAUGAUAGUGGUAUGAUUCGCAGGAUGGCUGUUAAAUGCCUGACUGUAAUUUCACACAAAAAUGUUAUUUCACUUGCGAUCAAGGUAGAAUUUAUUCAGCUACAAAUUUGAUAGUCUUUGGUAUUAAUUUUGUCUGAACAACAUAUCAUUUACAACCACAGUUAUGAUUUAUUGAAUUUUGUGGCGAAAUCGAACAUGGGUAAAUAUAGUCAGACAUUAUUCGAUGACCAACUGUUAUUUACAGCUCUGUUAUAUUAGCUUCCCACGCGGACGUUCUUAGGGGUUCGUCACGCGUUCCUGCCCCAGCAGACGUUAAUGGGGCAGGAACGCGUGACGAACCCCUAAGAACGUCCGCGUGGGAGGCUAUGUUAUAUUGAUCAGUAGAGGCGAUGAAAAUUCCCUUUAAAAACAGUGACACUUACUUUGUGUUCGUUCUACCAAAGAUUGAUUUGUUAUUUUACGGUUGCAGGGUGCUCGAAAUAAAAGCAACACUCAUUUUGCUUCUGUGUAUCCCGCGGACAGCACCAACAACUCUCUGCCAUUACUUGAAAACGAGGACAUUUGGUGGUGGGAGAACGCCAUCGGCAAUGCCAGAACGGACCCAAAUUUAGCCAAGGAAGUCGUUCUUAUUUACAUGGGAGCUUUGGAAGAGAAAUUUCCUCGGUAUGAAAUGUAAUGUAAAUAUCCCUAGGGGGCUAACAUGGAAAAGGGAGAUGCUCUUCACAGUGCCGGUUCCCCGGGGGCCGGAUCCAGACCUUGAGAUAAGGGGUCCCGGGUCAUCCAGACCCUUAGAUAAGUGGCGGGGGGGUGUCCAAAAAAACUUUUUCCGCCCUUCGGGCCUCAGUUUAGUCUAAAAAUAGGGGGUCCCGGGCCCUCCGCCCCCCCCCCCGGAUCCGCCACUGCUUCAGUUAAUCACAAUUGAGACCCUAUCGAACGGAAACCAGCCCAGGCGUGUCUCGAGCUUUACUUAACCUCUGUGAGGGGGCUUGAACGGUUUAAGAUGGAAUCCAUCAGGAAAUUGAGUAAUUUUGAUUUUCAGUGGACAAAAAUCGUGUACCAGAAUAAUUUAAAGCAUAUUGCAUUGCUAAAGAUGGAAUAAAUCAUCUGUAGUAACACCAAAAAGAAUUUCUUAUGGAAGAAAAUGAAGGUCAAAUUUCACAAAAUUACAUCUUACACGUGAAAUUUUUAGAAUUUUACCUGUAUAAUCACAAUUCUUGUGAAAUUUUCUCGGAAUUCCAUGAGAAAUUUUCUUUGGUGUUACUACAGAUGAUUUAAUACAUCUUUAGCCCUUGAAAAAUCUGAAAAAGAAUGCAAUAUUCUUUAAAUUAUUCUGGUACAAGAUUUUUGUCCACUGGAAAUUAAGAUUAGUCAGGUUCCUGAUGGAUUCUGUCUUAACUUCUAUUCUAACCCUCCUUCAUACAGAGGUUCACAAAUAAACCAGCGCAAAUUAGUUUCUCUUAAAUCUGAUUUAGCUUGUGUCUUGACCUGUUUUUGUCGUGUAUCUUUUUCUAUAGACGGUUUCAACUCCAGGAAAUCGUUUCCGUGGAGCAUGUUCCCGACCCUCGGAAAGGGGAUAGGUUCCUGCUGGAGCUACUGCUUACUGAUAGCCGAACCGCGGGGCAGAACAUGUUGUUGUCAGAGCACGUGUUUAGAUCAUCAAUGGAUAAAAAGUUGUACUACCCAGAAGGAUUCUAUUGGAAAAAACAAGUCACUGUCAAUAUCCUUGUACCUGUAAAGAACGGAGGUCGCUGGGCGCUGUACUUUAUCAAGAAUAUUGCAGGUACUCAUCAACCAGCUAUUCUAGGCUGUGCAGGAAGUCUUGCUUUAUUUUUUCUUUGUUUAAUUUUAUUUGCUUAGUAGACCCCCAAGGUUGUUCACCUUAGCCCCGCCUUGGCCAUUGACAACCUCGUCCCCAGGACCUCUUCGUUAAAAAUGGGGCGGGGUGGGCAAAAUGCCCUAGGGACGAGGUUGGGCCAUUGCUGCAAACUUAGCACAUGUAGGCCAUCAUGUGCGCUGGGUUACUAAGAAACAUAUUUAGCGAUGCAAAAUGCAUUUAGGAUUUUGCAUUUAUUGUCAUCCCGAGAUAUGAACUGUGACUGGUACACCAUUCACAGAAUCACAGCCAUAAAGCUGCUGAUUACUUUCGUCUUUAUCACAUUUCCUAAAGAAAAAGAAAACUUUGAAGCUUCAUUCACCGAGAAUCAUAUGUUACAAUUGUGCCUACUUGAAAUUGUUUCUUUUUUUUUCACAGAAGUAACUCGUCAAACCAAGGACUUGGACGUUCGAGUGAUCAUGAUUGACUACGAAAGCACUGACAUUAACAUAGAAGCAGUGCUAAACAAAAGCUCCCUUCGGCAGUUUACUGUGGUGCGCAUCCCCAGAGAAAAGGACUUUAAGAGAGCAGUGGCCCUUCAACUAGGGGCUGAAGCAGUGAAGGACCCACAUAGCGUACUCUUUCUGUGUGACCUUCAUCUGAAGAUCCCAUCUAAUUUGAUUUCUACCAUUCGCAAGGUAAGAGGGAUUUAAUUGGAAACGAUAUGUAAAAAGUUUACCUAUUUUAAGGAUAUUCUCUCUUAAAGCCACUGCACGCCUCUCCUAAUUGAGACGGUGAUGGUGAUCGGUAAAAGUCGGGAGUUUCCUGUCUACUCCACAGGCUUCCCAAGACUCAGUGGGGUGCACGCGGAAAGCGCUAGAGGGACAUGAUGAGAACGAGCGUAGAGCUCGAGCGUGGAGUUAUGGGAAGGAAAAGAAGGGAAAAGAGACUCACUUCCUUCGUCCCCGCUUUCCUUACAGUAAUUUACUCAAAUAUUCCACAAAAAGUGAUCGCCGGCGACAGGGGACGAGGUAGGGGAGUUUCGACAAAACGAUUGACUUAUCGUUAGUCGGGGAUCUGCGAGCUUGACAGAUAUGAACCUAUUUCUUGUUUGCAUCUAACGUCACGGUUGCCAUGCAUAUUGGUUGACAAAAACAAGUGAAACUUUUCUCCACUGGGAAUUAACCUAAGGGCCUGUUUAGGGUGGGGGACCCUAGAUAGGUGAGGGAACAUUUGGCGGGUCAACCCACUUAUCAUGUCAAUAAAGACGAACACUGCUUUUUGUAUCCGUGUUGUCUAAAUUAUUAAGGUUAGAUUAGUUGUCAUGUCCACAAAUUUGGAAUAUAGAGAAAGAGAAAGACAGAAGGGGCAAAGUAGGCGACAGGCCAGUAAAGCUCAACGAGAAAAAGAGCGAGAGCUAGAGCUAGAGCUAGAGAGCAGAGCUAGAGUGCAUAGCGGCGGUGAGAAAAAGAGAAAUGCUAGCGGCCACCAAGGUGCACGAAAAUAAGCGGCAGUGAAAAAAAAGUGAACAAGAACACGUACAACAUUUCCUCCAUGUGUAACUAGGAAGUUUCUGGAAGUUUCACGUUGUAGUCGUGCAAAACAACGGCAAAGAAAUGUACAAAAACUUAUGUGCUGCACGUGCAAAAUUGCUUUUCUGUUAACCGUUCUCGUUGCCUUCGGAGCUUAGCAUUACACGAUUUUAUAUUUUGUUUGAACAAACUAUAAAUAUUGUCGAGAGCUUCGCUUUAUAAUUACGCCCUGGCUAAAUCUACAUAUUAGAAUUAGACAUUUCUAACGUAUUUAACUACGGACUAAACUUCAGAAGGGGGAAGGGGGGUAUCUUCAUGAUCAGCGAUGUCCCUACCAUGCAGUGUAGUUUGAAUUAAUGGCAGAUUGUUUAUAAGAUUUGUGAAUAGAUGAGAAAAAUGCAAUACUCCGAAUCCUUUACCCCCUUACAGUUAAAAGCCCUCAUAUUCACAGACACAUUCUCCAUUCUAACCUCCUUCCAUCUCCUUAGAGAAUAGUUGAGAGAAUUUCAAUUGAUAAAAGAUCAAAGCCUUUUUCCUUAAAGAUCAAUUUUUUUAAUUUUCAUGAUCUUUCCUCUUGAUAAUUAAUUGGAAUUGUCAGGGGAAUAUUGUUGUCGGUCACACUUUAAAGGUAUAAAUUGUAUGUGGCUUUAAUUACUGGUCCUAAUAAAAUAGGAAUAAACUAUUAUACUCCAUGGCCAGUUCUAUAGUUUUGUUCAGUGCUGGGGAAAGGGGGAGGGAGAAAAGAUUAUUUUAAGCUGAAGAGAAGAGAGGAUAAACUAAAACUGCAAAUAAUAAAACGUAAAUUAAUGUUUAUUAUUACAACAAAAUUUAUAAAAAUAUAAUACAUGUCUCAUCUCGUUGGGCUCUCCAAACGAUCCUUAAUUGAUAUAUCAGCAAAGGAUCAUCUCCAGAGAUCCCGAUGCUCAAUGAAAGACUUCUGAGUCUCUUUGUCGUUAAGCUAGGCUAAAUUAAUUGACACUUCCAUGUCUUUUUUGCUUAACAACAAAUUAAAAAAACUCUAAUAUAUUGGUUAUAUAAAAUAGAAAGGAAUAACACUCGUACGUAAAACAACUUCACUUGUGCGACUGAUUGAAAUUACCGAAAAUUACAUAAUUAUGAUCUCUAUCAGUCACAUGUGGCAAAGCUUAGAUAAAGAUUCCUUUUCUGCCAGUAGUUUCGCUAAAUGAUCAGCAUAUUCUGGGGAACGUUCGAUUUCAUCUUCUAAUUCCGAGUACCGCUCGAUGACGUUUAAAUCCAGUGUCUCACUCAGCCCAUGUUUAUCCGCAAGAUUGUUACCAUUCGAAUGUAAAUCUGAAACACUGUGCCACUGUGUAGACUCCUUUUCAUUCAUUAUUUUAGUAAUAAGCCGAGCGUGAUCUGGUGAACUUUCCAAGUAUGAAAACUUUUCAAUCGUCUCCAAAUCCAGCUCAAAUUCAUCAUCAGAAUCAAAUUCUGAUUCUGAAUCAGAAACGGUGUCUAAGUAAGCAGCAUCAAUUGACGGUACAAGUUGAAGUUGUUCAUCCAUAGACAGUUGGUCUCUUCUUGAUCUUGAAUUGGUCUCUGAUUCGUUUAUCUCCAACAAGUCUUCUAGCAGUUCCUCUGGUGUCGACGUAAGUUCUCUGUCAGCAAGUGGUUGUUCUGAGGUAUCUUUAUCAAGCUGUGUUUCCUCUGAAGAAUAUAUUAGGGAUUGCUGGCUUUUACGUAACGUCUCAGUUUCGUUGAUGGGCCUUAACAAUCUGUGCGUAUUUGGCUGUGGAGACAAUUGCUUUAACAACUGUGCCACUUGCUGCGGUUUGGGUUGCGCUUCUGUUUGACUCACUGUCUGCACGACUGGAAACAUAUAGGAUUGUAUUACUGGUUGACUCAUUUGUUGCGUUAAUGACUGUGUCGUUGACAUCACAACUGGCUGUGUCACUGCUUGUACUUUUGACUGCAUCGCUGCAGGAUCAGCUGGUUGCAUAGCAGUUUGUGCAUUUAGUCGUUGCAUCACUGAAGGUUGCAUUACUGAAGGCGUAGAUGCGUAUGGCACUUGUUGUAGAGUACCUGGUUGCAUUAUCCGUUGUUCAGCAGACGCGAUCUUCAGCGAAAAAGCACUUUCCCCAAAAACUCCCAUUCUAGAAGCCAGUGGUCUCUUAGUAUCCGCUAUUUCACCAUAGGGACUUACGAAUGGCCUGAAUCCUAACUUCACUUGCUGUGGUAAAGGACAGGUUACAGAUCUUUCCAUUCCAGUCGCUAGUGCUGACCAUUUAGCCUUUUCAUUCUGACCAAACGGUGUUGUCAUUGGAAAGACCUCUUCGCUUACUUCCAUUUUCUCUAGCUCUGUGACAUGUACUGACUGUUCAUCUAGUUCCAUUUCUUCUACGGCUGAUGGGAUUGUGAAUGGUGAUGCAGGAAAUGACGGCAGGGAAAAAGGAAAAAAGCUCCAAACUGAGGAAUGUUCCUGUUCUGUUUCCAUUUCUUCUAUUUCUUGCUUUUCAGCCGAAUUUGUGAUUGGGACUUGUACAAAACUGGAAUGCCCUAUCAUUGGACAUGGUCCAUAGCUAACUUCCAUUGCCUCUGGCUUUGGAAUUCUAAAUGGUUUCUCAACAAUUUCGCCAACCUCCAUCGGCUCUGGCUGCGUUACAGUACCUCCCUGGACUAAAUGAGAUGUACUCAAGAUGGGCUGUAGUCUUGUCUGGACAUUCUUAAAACUGCUACCUGUAUCACUUCCAAAAAUAUUCUCCCCUGCCCUUGACAGAGCAGUAAACUUAGUGUUUCUCAACUCCAAAGGAUGCGGCUCCUUGAUUCCCGUAGUCGUGUUUGGGACGGCAGUGUUGAACUUGAAUUGAGAGAUGAAUGAAGCAGGCGUUUGGCCGUCAACUGAAGUUCUUUCCUUCUCGAAGUGUGGCCGCUUUCCUCGAGCAAAUGGAAGAUCCUCCGCGUUCUGUAUUUCAACCGAGUGCCUGUUGACGCUGUUGGAGGGCCUGAUAACCUCGGAUUCUGCAUUAGCAUUCACUGAAGAAAGUGUAGUCCUAAUGUCUUUACUAUUAGCGACUGUGUUCACUUGAGAAGGUGGUAUAAUCCGUGGAAUAGGUUUCUCUUUUGGCUCGCAGGUAACUGUUGGAGUUAAGGCUGGUGUGUCCGCGCAGGCGGAUGAUAUAACGCCGGAGGUUGGUGUAUCUGUGCAGGUGGCUGAUAUAACUGGGACUGGUUUAUCUGUGCAAGUAGCUGAUAAUGUUGAGCUUGGUGUAUCUGUGCAGGUGGCUGAUAUAACUCGGAUUGGUGUGUCUUCGCAUUUGGCUGAUAUAACUUCCUUCUGUUUCUUCGUUCUGUUCACAGCAACUUUAGAAGAUUCAUCACCACUGGAGGGUAGCAUUGAUAGUAAUGGUUCACAGUCCUUUAACUUGCCUUUCGAUGAUUUUUUCGAAUGCUUCUUUUUAAGUUCUGGCAGAUAGAGCCGCUGACCAGUACUUGAAGAAGUGCUCAUCUGGACCUUCUUUCCUGCGGACCUCGAGUUUUGCUUAUUGUUGUUGCGUUGCAAGGACUCGUUGGUGUGUGAAUAAAGGUCUUUACUGUUGCGUUGUGAUCCGGGUUUGAUUAUUGGAUUCUUUUUCUUGUUCGAGUAUUCGGAAUAACGAACAUGUUCUGAUGUGCUUGAUAUACCACCUGCUCUGACGGUUGAAAGAUUCCCAAUAUACUUCUGGUCAUCUUUCGGGGCAGUUGAUGAUUGUAGUUGAUGCGCAACAUUAUCAUCAGUAGACUUGUUGUCUUGCUGGACUUUCGUGAUAAUCGAAAAUGCGCUUGUCAUUUGGGGGGAAGUAUUUCCUUCCUUCGCAGAUUUGUUUGUGAUAAGCUGAGAGACUACUUCAUGUAUGUGUGAGGUAGAUGUUGCGACUGCAGAUCUCAAUACUCUAACUCCACUUGUGAAAGGACUACAUAUUACACGGCCUGUCUUGCACAGCACUCUAGUCAUAACUUCCGUGAUAACUUUUCCGUGACUUUGUAUGCUGUGUGUUAAAGUUGCCUGACCUCGGAUAGUGUCUAAGAUCGCGCUUCUUGUUGCGCUUAUCACCAUCAUUGAGUUACGAGCUAACAUUUUACGACUGUUCUUUAUGUUUCUCAGCUGAGCAUUAACGAACCUGAAACAUCCAUUCCGCACGAUAUUAACCACUGCAUUGGCCAUAUCCAUCAAAAUAAGAGAAACUUUUCUAAUUUUCUGAUUCCUCUCUACUUGCCAUGAAGAGUAAAUACAAAUUGACUUCGUCGCGUCGUGGACAAAAUUCGUCAUUGUUUUAGACGCAGCCAUCAAGGUGCUGUUAAAAAGUACUUUGUUUUUUCCCGUGCUAUUCUCGCAGUUUUCUUGGUGCACCGUGUUAUUGUUCAAUAUCUUUGUACCUGUCUCAGGUAGAGACUCUUCAGUCUCGUUACUAUUGCAACAGUCUUGCCGUUGGUGAAUAGCAGGGUUUUUCGUUUCCGCAUUUACAUCGACAGACCACAGCCUCACAGGACGUGUUUUCAAGAUCGAAGUUGGGGAUUGGUUAGCCUGUGGCUUUGUCAUCUGAAUUUGAUUAAGCUGUUUAUAAUGAUCAGUCAGGUCGCAACUGGUAUUCUUGUUCUGAUCAUAAUAGUCCAGUCCCCGAUAACUGCCGAUCGAAUUCAAAACAGUUUUAGGAACAACGAUUUUCCUCUCAAUAUGCCCUCCAUAUUGACUGGGCCUUAACUUUACACCAUCCUUGAUUCUCUCAUUUCUUUUUUCCAGUUUGUAGUUAUUUUCAUCCUUGUUCUGAAAAUCAAAAUACAGUGUCCGUAAAGAGUUGGUGAUACCUGUGGCCACUUGGCCUGUCCUUCGUGAAGCAUGAUUCCUUGUAACACGUUCUUCAUCACUUCUCGUCUGAUUAUUGCUGAUAAAACGAUCUGGAAAUCUCACGCUGUUUGUCACCGCUUUCGUUGAAAUCUCCUUUUCUUUGAAAGGUUUUUUGUUCUUCAACAGGCUUGUUGUCUUGACUCGGCAACUUUCACGGCUUUUAGACGUAACGGUCUCGGUGUCAUUACCUUGGAUGGUAACGUUAAUUGUCUGCUUUGUCCGCUGCUUGGUCGCAGUGUUAGUUUUCAAAAACACAAAUACCCAACGACCGCAAGCACAGAUCCUGUUUGCCGUCCAUUCCAAUACUUUCAUUACCACCACAAAAAUGCGGGGAAAAAACAGAGCGACUAUUAAAAGCACAUUGUAAAAGAAACACUUAACACUAUUCAUCUUUGAAUUUCUCUGUUUGCAAAUCUCUGAAAAAAUUUCUUCAAUUAUUCGCUUGUGACGCUAUUCUAUGUCGAUUGUUUCGUCAUUUAGAGUUCGAACGUGCGUCGUUUUACGCGCGCGCUCUACGUAACUAAUCGCGAGAUACGAGGAGCCGAAGCGAAAGUUUAUUGAGACAUGAUCAUCGCUUAUUGGCGGCUAUGAAAUUUAGUGCUUCCUUUUUAAACCCUUCUUACUUUGUAUUAUUGUUACACUUAUUAUUAUUGUUUGCAUACAAGGGAAUAAUUUAAUUACAACGAUUCUCUUAUAUCUGUUCCCCAGGUAGGUACUUGUUAUAUGACUAUUACUUAUUAGUAAAAUCCAACUAGUGGUCUAUUAUCAAUGCUGCGUUCUAAUUGGUUGAGCUACUACUAGACUAUAUGUUAUAGCCCACUAGUAGCGAAAAGCGCCGGCUUUUUGGCGACAAAAAAGGAUUAAAGUCUAGCUUUAACUAGCUAAAUUUUUUUAUUCUUGAUAUUUUUGUCCAACUAGUUGGAUUUUGCUAAAACAAUUAUUCCUCUCGCCCUCGUGGCCUCUGAGUCAAUAGCCCAUUCGGCCGGCUAUUGACUCAGAGCCAACUUGGGCUCGAGGAAUAAUUGUUAAAUAUUUAGCCAUAAUUUGAAGUGUUUCAAUGUUUACUGUUUCCGGAGAAAGUACUUUCAAAUGUUUAGAGGGUUUUUUUUGGUGAAAGAAUAGUAUCUAGACACUAUAAAAACAUAACUUUGCACAUGUGAAAUUAACGACGAAAACAAAGUCGAAAAUUUUCGGUAGUCUUCGGACAUCUACGGAAAUCUUCGACCGUUUUUGGGGAUCAGUUCGGUAGUCUUCGGGAAUCUUCUGAAAUAAUCCAGAAUCGUCGGAGAAUGGCCAAAAACUCUUUAAUAUACUGAACAAAAUAAUUCUGGUCUUCUUUGAGCCGUUUUACUGUUACCGUCAGUUUUUUUACUGCUAUUAUUAAAAUGCCUAAACUUUACCUGUUUCAUGUUACAAAACCAAAAAAGUGUUUAGUGUUAUCGAACUAAACUCAUUCAGACCUUUUUGGAGUAAGGAACGCUCAUUAGCAGAGCCCAGAUCACCAAUUACGGGUUAUAUAACGUUAUAAAUUAAAACCUAAGCGGGCUACCUCACCAACCUGGGGUCCCCCGCCUCCAUGUAAACAGGUCCUUAAUCUAAUUGACCACUACAGAAAAUGCCAUAAGAUACCAUAUUACCUUUUGUUGAUCACUCCAAAAUUUUCAUUAAGCAUUGUUUCCAGUUUCUCUUGGGAGUUAAAGUGGCCCCAAGAGAAACUGAAAACAAUACUUAUGCAAAAUUUUGGGGUGAUCAGCAAGUACGCAAAUUAAUAGCCCAUUUUACAGUUACAGUUGGAAAUGAGGCUGGAGUUGACCUUGUUUUGAUACAACCCUGCUUGCUUUAUUAUGUAAAUCAUGUUUUUGUUAUUCUAAAUAGUAUUUUUUAAGCAAAAUUUACAUUAGAAAAGGAAGGAGGUCUGUAUCAAAACAAGGUCACCCUCAGCCUCACGUCCACUCAAAGGCUAGGACACCAAGCCCACAACUGUAAAAUGGCCUAUUGGAACAAAAGAAAGUUUUUGCGUGAGAAAAAAGUUCAGCUCCCACAGGACAGGUUUGGAACACUAACUGCCUGUGAACUAUGUGCCACUAAUCGUUAAAUCAUGUUUUGUACACUCAUCAGCACUGUAUCGAGGGAAAGAUGGCGUUUGCUCCAGUAGUAAAAAGGCUCAAGUGUGGAUAUUACCCAGACCUACCAUUUGGUUACUGGGAAACCCUCGGGUUUGGCUUAUUAGCCAUGUACAAGUCUGACUUCGACCGCGUGGGAGGAAUGAACGUUCGAGAAUUUACAAAAUGGGGAGGGGAAGACUGGGAACUACUGGACCGGAUUCUGAUGUCUGGAUUGGAGGUUGAAAGACUCAAGAUCCCGGAUUUUUAUCACUUUUUUCAUCCGUCGUUUGGAGGGAGUAAUCAAAGAGUUGGGGCUUGA
This is a messenger RNA of Porites lobata, 12135 nucleotides long. The record is from the annotation of a GenBank genome assembly. Lineage: Eukaryota; Metazoa; Cnidaria; Anthozoa; Scleractinia; Poritidae.